AUGGGCCAAAUUAUUGGCCAAGAAUGCCACGCAAAGAACGUCGGUCUUCUACUCGGGCCAACAAUCAAUCUACAUCGGUCGCCUUUAGGGGGCAGGAACUUUGAGGCGUAUUCUGAAGACCCGACCUUGUCAGGGCUCUUGGGCGCAGCUUUUGUGAAUGGAGUCCAAUCGCAGGGAGUUUCGGCAUGCCCAAAGCAUUUCGUUGGCAAUGAGUGUGAGACCAACCGGAAGACUUCGAACACGAGAGUAGACGAGAAGACACUCCGAGAGCUUUAUGCAUACGCUUUUCAGGUCCUGUUGAAGAACUCAAAGCCUUGGGCAAUCAUGACCUCGUAUAAUCUCGUCAAUGAUGUUUUCAUGUCAGAGAAUACAGGCCUCUUGCAAGACAUUCUCCGGAAGGAGUGGGGGUUCAAGGGCGCGAUCGUUUCCGACUUCGAGGGCGUUUACUCAACAGUUCCUUCGGUGCUGGCAGGCGUCGCUCUUGAACUUCCAGGCCCUGCUCGCUUCAGGGGAGAGCAUCUUCUAACAGCUGUCCAAGAUGGCCAGAUCCCAGAGUCUCAGAUCGACUCUCUGGUGAAGGAUGUGGUGACUCUUGCAUCAAAUGUCGGACGAGAAGAGGAUGGGAAACGAGAGGCAGAUAUCCCCAGGGAUGAAGAUACCGCGGCGCUUCUGCGUGAAAUCGCGACCCAGGGAAUUGUCUUACUCAAAAACGAAGCAAACACACUUCCAAUCUUGCCGAGAAACAACCUCAAGAUUGCAGUCUUUGGCGCUCCAGCAUUCACGCCAGUCAUCCAUGGAGGUGGUAGCGCAUCGUUGACUCCGUCCUAUGUGGUUUCUCCUCUGGAUGCGCUCGAAAGAAGAUUCGGGAAAGACAACAUCCACUACCACACUGGAGUUCCCAUCUUCAAAAAGAUUCCAUCUGCUCCAUUGUCGUUGAUGACAACAAGUGAUGGAGCGCCUGGGGUGGACUGCUAUUGGUACAAUGGAUGGACAGUCGGGACAAACAAAAUCUAUCACGAAGUCCUAGAAGCCACACAGACUUUGGUGAUCGACUCUCGAAUCUCCGAGCUGGCUCCUAAGCACUGCAGCCGAAUGAGCUUUGUCCUUCGUCCCGAGACAACGGGCGUUCACGCCUUCGGAGUGACAGCCUGCGGGGAGAGUAUCCUUCGUGUGAACGGUGAUGUGAUCUUGAAACAUAGUGGAUUCAAGGAUUGCCGAGUCGAAUAUGUCAUGCAGCCUGGAGACUACGAGAUUCGAGCAAAUCUCGACAUGGAGGCUGGCCGAGCGUAUCAUGUCACAGUUGAUACUCUGUCGACAGUGGCUCCGGUCCCGUCGCCAAUUUUCAAGAUUACACCCCAGGCUACGCGAGUGGGAUUCUAUGAGAAUCUCGACAGUCCCAUUGGCGAAGAUAUAUUGCAGCUCGCGACUAACAGUGAUGUUUCGAUUAUCUUCACCGCAAACAACAAAGAAUUCGAAUCUGAAUCGUUUGACCGCUCAUCAAUGUCGCUGUCUCCUCUGCAGGAUGAAUUAAUCCGAAUGGUGGCCAGUGCAGCGCCAAAAUCUGUCUUGGUGAACCAAACUGGCUCUCCUAUUUCUAUGCCGUGGAUUGAAGAUAUCGAUGCUAUGCUUCAGUGUUGGUAUGCCGGUCAGGAAGUGGGCAGUGCACUAGCAGACAUCAUCAGCGGUGACGUGAGUCCUUCGGGGAAGCUUCCUACUACAUUCCCCCAUUGUAUCGAGGAUUCCCCCUCAUUUGGCAACUUCCCAACGGAUCCCGAUAUGAAUAUUCGAUAUGAAGAGGGACUGGAAAUGGGAUAUCGUGCUCGCAACAAGCCCCUUCCGCUAUUUCCUUUUGGGUUUGGGCUUUCAUAUACCCAGUUUCAGUUCUCUGAAAUAUUCCUCAAAUCUCUGUCGGGUAAAUCGCCUGUUGACGUUGUUCUUGCAGCUACUGCCACGAAUGUUGGACCUGUGGCUGGACGAAACGUAGUGCAGAUCUACGUUGAUGGCGUCUUGAAGGGCUUUGAAGGAGUGAUGCUCAGCCCAGGGGAAAGCAAAGUUGUUGAAAUACCUUUGGACAAGUAUGCCUUUAGCGAGUGGGAAUCUGGGCAGAAAUCAUGGGUGGUGAAGACCCGGGACUAUGUGAUUGACGUACGUCAGGACGCAAAUACGGUAGUUUCAUCGGUUACCCACACUGUCAACGAGCAAAUCGCUUGGAACGGGCUUUGA
Molecule: messenger RNA, 2223 nt
Organism: Penicillium nucicola
Lineage: Eukaryota; Fungi; Ascomycota; Eurotiomycetes; Eurotiales; Aspergillaceae
Product: beta-glucosidase
Exons: 3
Coding region: 1-2223 (740 amino acids)
Biological process (GO): glucan catabolic process
Molecular function (GO): beta-glucosidase activity
Source: RefSeq, a predicted model, not a curated record